UAUUUUGACAUAAUCUUAACUUUAACUUAAUAGUCUAACGCAUGCUGUGCUUACCUUUAAGAGAUUGUUACACAAGUAUUGUAUUAUGAUGUUUGUAUUUAAUAAUUGUAUGGUGUAAACGAUUGUUGGUGAGCCAAAAAAAUAAAAUAAAAUGAAACCUGCAGAUUUUGCACUACUGCUUUAAUACCAGCGGUAAACCUUUAGUGAUAAGCCUAUGCGAGUUCUUAAUUAUAAAGACUGGUUUCAUUUGUGCAAAAAGUUAGAAAAACGAAGGAAUUAUCCACAGUUUUCUUUAUCGUAGUCAGGUGUUUGGUCGGUUAUGUGUAGGUAAAGUUUUUCGUGUAUGGUGCACUGCACAAGACCUAUAUUAAUGUGUCACUGAGCCCUUAAACUUAUCACAGACUAUCUAUCUAUCUAUGUUAUCGUUGGAAUGGUUUUCAAAGUUUUGUUUUUUAACUUAAUUUCCAUAUGUAAGUACAUAAUAAUUUUGUUUAAUGAUCAGCCUUUAGAUUGUUAUCGAGACAUUAUAAGAGCAAGAAAAGAUAUUAGUGUUAUUGUUAUAGGUUUAACAAGAUCAACUAUACUAGGUUUCAACUGCAUUUCACCGCCGAUGGUGUGUCCAAAUGUAAAUAUAACGUUCUGGCUGUAUACAAGAGAAAAUGAAGAUAAACCACACCAACUACAGGUUGUGGACUCGAAUUCCAUUAAAACAGCUCCUUGGGUUCCUGACGCACCGAUCAAGGUUCUGAUCCAUGGCUAUACAGGUCAUAAGGAUUUUUCACCCAACACAGAAAUAAGACCAGCCUACAUGAAAUGCUGCAACUUUAAUAUAAUAUCAGUGGACUACAGCCCACUAGCCCGAGAAGAAUGCUACAUAGAAGCGGCUCGUAACACUGAGUUGGUAGGCAUAUGCACCGCCCAACUGAUCGAUCAACUAGUCCAGAGACAUGGCUUCGACCUUUCGCGGUUCCACAUUAUAGGAUUCAGCCUCGGCGGACAAGCGGCUGGCUUCAUAGGCGGAUAUGUCACAUCUGGAAAGUUGAACAGACUCACUGGACUAGAUCCUGCAAUGCCAUUGUUUGUCACUUUUAACAAGAACAGGAAACUAGACAAAGGAGACGCAAAAUUUGUGGAUGUUCUUCAUACGAAUGCUCUGAACAAGGGAAAGUUGGAAGCGAGCGGCCAUGUCGACUUUUAUGCCAAUGGGGGAAUCACACAGCCUGGCUGCAAAGAUACCGACGAACAAAGCAAAUCAAGUUGUAACCACGCCAGAGCGCCGCAGUACUAUGCAGAGUCUAUAAUUACUGACGUAGGGUUUUAUGGAACCAACUGCUACUCGUGGAUCAGCUACAUGAUCGGCUUGUGCGGUUUGUUCCAGUCUACCGACGAGGUGAUAUACGGUGAAUAUGUUCCUAAAAAUGCACGCGGGUUAUAUUUCUUCAGUACAAACUCGGAGUCGCCUUAUGCGCAAGGAAGCAAUCAGAAGAGUGGAAGAAAAUGUUUAAAUAACUUCAAGCAAGUAAUUAAACGGUAGUAGAAUUAACACUGGUUUUUUUUUCCUCAAGGUUGUUCUUAUUAGGUUUUCUUUAAGUAAUAUUAUAAAAUAGGUGUACA
Helicoverpa armigera (cotton bollworm) is the source of this 1614-nucleotide messenger RNA. Its product is annotated as pancreatic lipase-related protein 3. The transcript has 6 exons. Bases 431 to 1534 code for a protein of 367 amino acids. NCBI's taxonomy places the organism in Eukaryota, Metazoa, Arthropoda, Insecta, Lepidoptera, Noctuidae. Gene Ontology annotation, molecular function: lipase activity. The record is from RefSeq and is a predicted model, not a curated record. Gene Ontology annotation, biological process: lipid catabolic process.